Molecule: messenger RNA, 495 nt
Organism: Juglans regia (Persian walnut)
Lineage: Eukaryota; Viridiplantae; Streptophyta; Magnoliopsida; Fagales; Juglandaceae
Exons: 1
Coding region: 1-495 (164 amino acids)
Source: RefSeq, a predicted model, not a curated record
AUGAAGGAAACUGCAACUUCUUGCUCUUUGGUAGACGCUCUCAUUGUAACUAUUAUGUUUGCCAUAGCAUUUACUAUUCCCGGUGGUAACAAUCAAGAUACAGGCUUGCCAAUCCUCACGCAUGACAAAUUGUUGAAGAUCUUUAUAGUAAAUGAUUCCCUAUUGCUCUUUUCUUCCUCAACCUCAAUGUUGAUGUUUUUGGAAAUUCUCACGGCACGAUAUGCAGAAGAAGACUUUCUUGAAUCCUUAUCUAAAAGGAUGAUAAUAGGCCUUUUCACCCUCUUCUUCUCCAUUACAACUAUGAUGAUAGCCUUUUGUGCUGCUCAUUUACUUAUAUUUCGUGGACAAUCAGUGAUUGUUAUUCCUAUUAUUAGUUUGGCUGGUAUUCCCAUAGUCCUAUUUGCAUUGAUGCAGUUUCGCCUUCUUGUUGAUAUGUAUGUUGCAACUUAUUGUACUUCAGGCAUCUUCAAUAGAAAAAUGAAGCCAUGGCUUUAA